GUUGUCUGAUCGGUAGGAUUCAUCCUCAAGUUAGAGUAAGGGAUUCGAUUGUUUCUUCCCCACAGACGGCGCCAAUUGUGAGGGGUAAAACUCACACCUAGAUUUUAGACCAGGUUUUAUGUUUAGGAAAGGUUAGGGAAAGAUUACCGCGGGCUGAAUCCCGUAAGAACUUGAUGAAUGAACUUCGAUUUGUAUUGAUAUAAUAGAAAUGGGAUGGUUACAAAGAUGUUUCUUUUGAUGAUUACAAAGAUAAUAAAAAGGAUUGUAUCUUAAGAAUGUUUCGAUGAAUGUUAAGUAAAAUCUGAGUAGGAUCGGAUAUAUCUUCUUUCUUGACUUGCUUUCUCUUUAAAUAGCCUCAGGUCCCGUCGGUUGCUACCAACAGGUUCCCGAGAUCCUCUCCGUGAUUUGAGGGAUUUGUAACAGCUUCUCUUUGACCGGGUCCUGCGCCUAUUUACUUGUCCACGAGCUACCUCUUUGACCGGGUCCUGCGCCUGUUUACUUGUCAACGAACUGCCUCUUUUCCUUGACCUCUCUGAUGAACAUUUCCAGCUCACAGCCUCCGGAUCUGACUUAGCUGUUUUUGAAGAUUGAAUUCAUGAUGGGCCUUUCACUGUCUGUUAUCAUUUCUUAUUGUCUAUCACUAGCUAGGGGGUCAUAUUUGGGCCCAACAGUUCGUUUAGGUUAUGUAAUGGGAAAACAUCGCAGGUCUCUUGUGAAUGCGUUCCUGAGUCAGAGCCAGAAGGUGGCCAGUUACAGUAUAUUGGAUUCGUCUCAGGAUGGCAUUUCCAAUUCUUGGCAGCACCCAUUGAAAAUAAUUAUUCAUAUAUGUCAUUUUCAAACGAGGACACGAAUAUUCAAUCACAAACGCUUCUAGGGAAUACAGGAGCAACAAAACAUUACAAAAUCGCAACCAUCGUACUAGCCAGUGUACUAACAUCAGUAGCUGCUGCUUCAUUUCUUGUUGGUUCGUGUUGUUGUUACUUUUCUUCUCGGCGCAGAACAAGAGCACAAAAAGCUGAAGCGGAUACUACUGAAACAGAGGAUGGUGAUGGAGAAGAGAUGUGUGACCUAAGUCUACAUACAAUAAUAAGAGCAACCAAUGGUUUCUCUGAGGAUUACAAGAUAGGAGAAGGUGGAUUUGGUCCAGUUUAUAAGGCAAAGCUACCAAAUGGAGUGGACGUGGCGAUCAAAAGGCUUUCGAAAAGGUCAAACCAAGGUCUGAAGGAGUUCAAGAACGAAGUGCAAUUAAUCAACAAGCUUCAACACAGGAACCUAGUGAGACUUUUAGGACACUGCAUGGAAGAAGACGAGAAACUCCUUAUAUACGAGUACAUGCCUAAUAAGAGCCUUGAUGCUUUCCUCUUUGAUUCUAUUAAGCGUAGGGAAUUGGAUUGGGAGAAACGUAUGAAUAUAAUUGAUGGGACAACAAAAGGACUUCAGUAUCUGCAUGAAGACUCACAUCUUAAGAUAAUUCAUCGAGAUCUUAAGUCAAGCAACAUUCUUCUUGAUGAUGAGAUGAAUCCUAAAAUCUCCGAUUUUGGAACUGCUAGGAUUUUCGAUUGCAAACAGAUCAAUGACAGUACCCAAAGAAUCAUUGGAACGUAUGGCUAUAUGUCACCGGAAUAUGGGUUGGGCGGAAUAAUUUCAGAAAAAUCUGAUAUAUAUAGCUUUGGAGUUCUGUUAUUGGAGAUUAUAUCAGGCAGAAAGGCGAACAAGUUUGUUCAUAACGAUCACAACAGUCUCAUUAAUUAUGCAUGGCAAUCUUGGUGUGACACAAAAGGUGUUAGCACUGUAGAUGAAGCAUUAGGUGAUUCAUAUUCUUCAAAAGAAGCAAUGCGAUGCAUUCACAUUGCACUUCUUUGUGUUCAAGACCAUCCUAAUGACAGAGCGUAACUAGUGUGUGCCACUGAGCGUCAGUUAUGCCUGCAAGUCCUUGGCGAUCAGUUUCGGUCAGAGUAGAAUUUGCUCUGAUCUGUGUUGGUGAAGCAACUAUCUGAGAGGAGUUUACUUGUGUAGUGGUUGGUGACUCUGUAGUUGUUGUGUUGUUCUGUCCCCCUUGAUAGUUGUUUCUGGUUCGUGGUCGUGUUCCCCACCAUUCGGGAUAACCAAUGACGCGAAAACAUCCUGCUGCUUGAUGACCAAGACGACCACAAGCGGUGCAGGUGACAUUAGCGUCGGAUUGGUGUAACGAGGUCGAGAACCGCCGGAGUUUGAGUUUGAUUGUCUGGAGCUAUCAUAGCUCUGGUUCGUUUGUCGGUUAUUCGAAGAAGAAGACGACUGUGCUGGAGUUUGAGCCGCAAAGCUGAGCACUGCCUGUGGUUCUUUCUGCGAAUUCUGUUGAACUGUUUCGUUUUGGACGAUGGUUUGAUAGACGGUGUCAAGAUCUGGGAUUGGAAUCUGAGCACAAAUCUGUGAUCGUACGGCACCAUGAAUUGCGUCAUCAAGACCAAAUAGAAAGUC
Raphanus sativus (radish) is the source of this 2460-nucleotide messenger RNA. RefSeq names its product G-type lectin S-receptor-like serine/threonine-protein kinase At4g11900. Gene Ontology annotation, biological process: protein phosphorylation. Gene Ontology annotation, molecular function: ATP binding; protein kinase activity. The transcript has 6 exons. Lineage: Eukaryota; Viridiplantae; Streptophyta; Magnoliopsida; Brassicales; Brassicaceae. The record is from RefSeq and is a predicted model, not a curated record. Bases 826 to 1893 code for a protein of 355 amino acids.